This is a messenger RNA of Cyprinus carpio (common carp), 603 nucleotides long. Its product is annotated as tyrosine-protein kinase STYK1-like. Lineage: Eukaryota; Metazoa; Chordata; Actinopteri; Cypriniformes; Cyprinidae. The transcript is spliced from 5 exons. The record is from RefSeq and is a predicted model, not a curated record. The annotation marks the transcript as partial.
UUCUUAUACUUUUCCCCCCAUACAGAAUCAGCCAGUGCCAGAGAGCGCCAGUCUUUUCUGGGGUUUGCCCACUUUCUUUCAGAGUUGGGACCGCAUCCAUCGCUGCCCAAACUGCUGGGGGUGGUGACUGUGCAGACACCCUUGAUGAUUGCAUUGGAGGAGCUGGAACAUCGAGACCUGCUGAGCUUCCUGUGGAGGUGCAGACAGGACCACACAGGUCAGGAGGCACCGUGUGACAUGACUGAAAAACGAAUCUUUACCAUGGGCACUCAGAUUGGAUCUGCACUGGAGUACCUGCAUAGUAAGAACUACAUCACCGGCAAUGUCAAAGCUCGAAGCGUCCUGGUUGGUCGGGACCUGUCGGUCAAGCUAUGGGGUUUGGGUCCGGCAUAUCGCAGAAAAACGAGUACAGCCUCUACAGAAUAUGUGGAAGAUAUGGAAAUGAGAAAGUGGCAAGCUCCAGAAGCAUUAGCACGGCAACCUCUCCAGCAAAGCAGCGACAUAUGGUCCUUUGGCAUUUUGCUGUAUGAGAUGGUGACAUUAGGAGAGCCCCCCUUUCCCAACAUCAUAGCCAGCGAACUUCUCAACUAUGCUGUGCUCUAA